Schistocerca cancellata (South American locust) is the source of this 1548-nucleotide messenger RNA. Its product is annotated as steroid transmembrane transporter SLC22A24-like. The transcript is spliced from 9 exons. The record is from RefSeq and is a predicted model, not a curated record. Bases 1 to 1548 code for a protein of 515 amino acids. Lineage: Eukaryota; Metazoa; Arthropoda; Insecta; Orthoptera; Acrididae. Gene Ontology annotation, molecular function: transmembrane transporter activity. Gene Ontology annotation, cellular component: membrane. Gene Ontology annotation, biological process: transmembrane transport.
AUGGGCGGACCAGAGGUAGACAAAGUAAUGUACAGGUGGGAGAACAAUGGAACUCUGGAAACGAGACCAAAAUCAUCGUCCACUCCAGCAUUUGAGGAAGUGCUGGAGUCCAUUGGGUCCAGAGGAAAGUUUCAGACGAGACUCAUAAUCGUGUUCAUCUGCGUUGGCCCGUGCAUAAAUAUGAUGAGUGUGAACCUAUUCUAUCUCGCAAUGCAGACUCCCAAUCAUUGGUGCCAUGUCCCUGGCAGAGAAAAUACCAGCCUGUCUCUGGAAGAAUGGAAGAACAUCACCAUACCCAGGGAAGGACCGUCCUUCAGCAAGUGCCUGAUGUACAACGAGAGCGAUGUGCUCCACUUGAGCAACAGGACGGAAUCAGUGAAGUGUCAGUACGGAUGGGAAUACGACAAAACGUGGUUCACCAGGACAGCUCCGUCACAGAUGAACUGGGUCUGUGAUAACCAGCAGGCCAUCAACGACAUCUUGUUCUACUCGCAGAAUAUUGGCGUGGCGCUCGGCUUACUCUUCGGUUACAUAGGUGACAUGUACGGCCGGCGUCCGCAGCAGUUCCUGUGCCUGGUCGCCCACGUGGCCAGCAGGCUGCUGAUCGUCCUCGCUCCAGACGUCCUGGUACUCUUCAUCCUGGCCGAGUCUCUGGUGUCAGCCGUCGCUGGACCUUUGCUAGAAUCUGCCUUGGCCGUUGGGCUGGAACUAACUGACGUGAGAUACCGGACUACAGUGAACCGCUAUGCAUCAUGCAGCAUGGCCACUGGAAUGAUGGCGACCGGUUUGGUGGCAUGGGUUAUGCCUGACUGGACCUACUGUCUGUCGUUCGCUACUGGCAGCUGCCUUGCAUUGCUGCUUUUUUUCAGCUGGUUUCCAGAGUCACCACGCUGGCUGGCAUGCAGAGGCCGCCAGCAGGAGACGAUGCGACUGUUGCGCCGCAUCGCGGCCACCAACGGCACUACAGUACCUCCGCUCGCCUUUGCUGUGGUUCGGACCUUGGGCAAGAGCAAGACAGACAGGAGGGGGUUCCUGAGCCUCUUCUCCAGCCGGAAUGUCUUCAAGAAUUCUGUGCUGCUGAUCAUCGCAAGGUCGGUGUACCUGCUCACCAUGUUCUCUCCAGUGCUGGCUGUGAGCAGUCUGAGCGUGAAUCCAUUCCUGACAGUGGCCGCGCAGGGAGGCGCGCAGUUCGUCUCCUACUGUGUGGCGAACUUCUGCGCAUCCCGCAUCGGUCGACGAUGGUCUGGUGUAGCCGCUCCAUUACUGGCGGCAAUUGCAAGUGGAGUCAUCUUCUGUAUGCUAACUGUGGACAUCGCUGGUCCAGCCCUCGUGGCGAUGAUAAUGGUGAUGCAGUUUAGCACAACAAUCAGCUUCAGUGUUGCCAACCUACAGAGCGUCGAGGUGCACCCCACAUGCCUGCGCCAGAUAGCGGCCUGCGUCGAAUGGGCCAUCGCCGGAGUUGCCAUGUCUGCGUUGCCCUACUUGGCCCUCAUGGUAAUUGGCAUCAAGUUGAAGAACUGUGGCACAGAAAUUGGCAACAUGCUGUGA